UGCAUGAGGAUAUGCAGGGGUAGUGGCUGGGGCAUGUGGCUUCUGAAGGCUUGCCUGGACUGAUAAGUUUUGGCUUCAGAUGCCACGAUGAUGCGCAAGGGGAUUUUUCAUCUCAUCUUGAGCAUCCUGUUUGAGUAUUUGCGGGGAGGGCAGAGAAGAUCGAGGUGUGUGCCUGUUUGAUAUGGAGAGCCAGGGGCUCAUACCAAGCCUGACCUGCGUUCCCUACAUGCAUGUUUUCUGUUCCUGCAUUUGUGCAGGUCACUUCGUUCGGAGCGUACAUUGAUUGUUGGGUCCGUAUUUCCCAUCACACCCCUUCCUCACUGCAUUUUAUCUGCAUCUUUAUGUUCGAAGGAGGCAGCAAAAGUCGUCGCACGCACAAUUUAUCUGCCCGCACGAACAGCAAAUAAAUGCCUCUUUCAAACGAGCGAAUGUGUCAGUCAUUCAGACUUUCACCAGCAUAGAUGAAUUUAGGCUUCGACGAUAGAAGGAAAGGAAGCCCUUAAGGCGGGUUCUAGCGGCCUUCUGGAAACCUUCUAAAGCAUUGUGAAGAGUGCCCUGAGCGCGGCGUCCAGUAACAGUGGUAUGGAGUCAGACUGUCAGAGAUUCCAGAAACUCAAAUCUCGGCUAGAAGCCGAUGCGGUUACAUCCAGGGGUAUGAGGCGGUUGGUUGGCUGACUGGGUCAACUUGGUUGGGUGGUGCCGUGCAAGAAAAGUGUUCAUCCGAAUCAGGGGAGGGAGUACUGUAGUUUUGCACUGCUGGACGGUAGCUCCCUUCCCCGGAACCUGACUGACUAAAUUGCACCAGAUCAGCCUCAAACAACGGCAGUUGUGUCUCUGGCUCUCGAUCAGUCUGGAUCACACCACUCUAUCCAUGAGGGAGCAAAAGGUGAGAGAACCAUGAUAUCUCAAUCCUGGCUUUGCCCAUGGCCUGCGCCUGGUCUCUGUUUUUCUUCCUGCUCUCUGGUAAGCUAGCGGAGCAUGAUCUGAUCAUACGCGGAGGACAGGGCAGAAAGAAGGGGAGGGUCCAGGAUCCCGACUGUUUGGGCGUUAAUCGCAAUCUCCGCGUCUGCGUCUUCUGUCCGCGUCUGUGUAUCCCGUUUUGUCCUGUCCGUGUCUUAUCUUGUUCUUGUCUGGCGGUUUGGCCCUCCCGUACCCGAGGGGACGGGAUCGACCCCGUUGAGGUAUGGAGUCUGUUAGAGGAGCCGGUUGGUUGGUGUAUCGCGAACGGCAAGGAUUUCUGUCAGGUGGAUACAGAGAGGAGAGGAUGAAGGGGAGGCUGGUUGACGAUCAUGACCUUUCCGUUGGGAAUUUGAAGUCAGGAUAGAUUGAAAGAGUGGGGAUGUGAACAUGCUACAUUCCAUAUAUCCACUUUUUCAGUUGGCUUGGUGAUCUCCUUUUUCCGUUCUGAGGCUGACCCAUGGCUUUAAAGUUUCAGGGAGAGUUUUGAGGUGGGAGAUGGGGCAGGAGGAGAGAGAAGGAGGGAGGACCUGGGGAGCUUGGGCUUGAGAGAUGGGGAUGAUGAGGCUGAAGUGGAUGCUUUAGGCAAUCGAUUUGAAAGAUCUUCUUCAGACUUUUUCUUCUCUCUUUCUUUCCCUCCCUAUUUUCAUCUGACCAUCUCGUAUUUCAAUAUUUUCGAUAAUUUCAGUCUCCUCCAUGCGUUCUAAAUCUGCGUUUCUGCAUCAUGCCUUUUCCCCCCUUUCAUAUGCGUUGUCUAUCUCUUCCUUCCAGGUCCCUGUCAUGGCGAGUUCCGUCGCUGACCUGUUGGCCGAUCUUCCGGCUUCGUCUUUGCAUCUUGAAAAGUUUCAAGGCACUGACUGGCCUGCCAUAUUGGCCGAGAAUGAUCUGAUUCGGGAGAUGAUCUUGUACGCCCUCAUACAAUACGUCUUCCAUAAGCUAGCUGCCGCUUCAGAACUGGUGCAGGAACGAGGGUGCGUCACAUAAUGGUUCGAUAUGUAUGAGAAAGAACCUCGUCGACGGUUACUUAUGAUGUAGUGGGGUUACCAAGGUCCGUCCCUUCCAGAGAGGCAGGCAGUCAUUCCAAUAUAUCACGUGAAAACAUCUUUCCCCUUCUCCUUGCUGAUAUUUUGUCUGUACCUCGAGAUUGCGCAACAUUCCAUUGUUUACCUCUAUAGACCCUACUGCCUGAAUCCUUGCUCUGAGCAUUCGGUGAUGGGCAAGGUCUAGUCCCAAGUCACAUGACAGUUUUCGGCCAGCUGCAGGACAUGGAAAGCUUCUCCUGUCCAGCCAACCCUGAAUCAAUGUAGCACAAGAAUUGUCAUCCCAUUAUCACAGCAAGAAUGAGAAUCUCAUUCUCUUUGUUGCACUUCGCAAAAAAACGAAUAAUUUCCGAGAAUCUGAAGCCAUCCUUCAUGAAGUUAUUGUGUUUCGUUUUUGCCCUUCGCUUCGUUUUGACCGGAUCCUCAAACCGGGCUGGACGUCGACAGGUCGACGCCACGCCCGCAACAAGGCUAUUCUAUAUGAAGCGCGCUACGGAUUACGAGUAAACGCAGUUUCAUUACGAUGAGCGACCGGUCUGCGCCUUUAGGUUUUUGCAGAGACAGAAGAGGUAAUCAUGGCGGGUUUUGUGGCUGCGCUUGGUGUUCUUGGAUUAUGAAUUGGGGAGAUCAGGAUCUAUUUUUGGGGACUUAGAUGGAAAGUGCAUCUGGUUUUAAUAAGGCUGCGCUUGAUAUCCAGAUCCAGAGGGUAUUUUAGCUGGAUGUUUGAUUCUUUAUUUUGGGAGAGAAAGAGCUUAGUUUGAUCGCAGCUUCCCUUCCCGCUUUUCAAGAAGUUCCUGCUUUCCUUUCAACCACUUCGUUUCAGGCACACUCGCGAAAUGACAAAUUCUCCGAAUGUCUUCAACUUCAAACAUAUCCUCAGCUCCAGCAGUCCACCAACAGAACAUCAUCCCUUGCUCCGCCCCCUCGUCCCUCUCAUGAAUCAUCACCAACAUAACCACCAGCGCAACUUUAUCUCCUCAAGAACAAUAAGUCCAGUUGAUCGCCACGCACGAUCCUCUCUUCCCCUCCUCGGCCCAGCAACCGUCUCCCCACGACACGGCACACUGGUCGAUUCGCACCGAGAAUAGCUCCCGUCAAGCCUACAUCACAUCCGAUCGACCCUGGAUUUAUCUUGAAACGCAUAUCUCCGAUCUAGCCUGUAGUCUAAAUGGCCCUUAGCUGGAGCUACUGCAGAUAGGCUGAGUUGCUCGGCUUUAUCGCUGGCAAGCAAUCGGAAGUGCAGUCUAUGUCACUAUCUCCCCUUAUGCCAUCGAGUUAUGGUUCAUUUGGUUCAUGUGCCGGUUGAGUUCUCGGAGGAGACCGAAAGGUAGGCGUUCCUGAUUUUCGCACAACCGCUGCAUCUGUAUCCUCUCCUUGCAACAGCUGUCCUUUGUCAAUUUCGCAUUCAAGAUAAUGCUGGACAGCUCUUUAUGUCCUCCAGUUGGCGAAGAAGCACGAAAGAAGCAUCAAUGAAGAUCAGAGCUCUAAACUCGGCUUUGCUAUGUAAGACUGUCUUUUGGUUCAUUUCUUUUCAGCCUCUUUAUCACAUGUCAUUUGACCCAGAUCACCAUGCUUGACAAUCAUCCAGUUCACCUUACUCUUCCAGAAAGCUGUCACGUACUGCUAGCCUUGGCCUAGUGGUCCCAAUACCUCGAUUCUGGGUCGUCGGAAAUUUAUUUGCUACAUGCAACAAAAAUCACUUCGUAGCAUUUUUCUGCGUCGAUACUGGUUCUUUCAGGCGGGUGAUAGUCACUCCUUGACCAUGGAAAGCUUUGGAUAUGAGACCGAUCAACUGGAAAGGAUAGAUAUGGCUAGGGUGUCGAGCUAGCUACAGGACCUUCUCCUAGCUGGGAAGAAAUCGACCCCGCUUGGAAGGGUAAGGUUUAUGCUUAAAGGUGAGGAGAUGUGAGAGUCUCCAUAUAUCUUCACCUGGUGACCUGAUAGACUUGACCCGCGGCGGGUAUGAUCGGUAUGCUCCACUUUCGUGCGAUUUGCAACAAAGGAUGGAGAAUAGAAAUGGCCCGCUUUGCGGUGGGGAGUGUGGGGGACGAUGAUGGAGGGCGAGGGGUUGAGGAGUACUGUGAUCAGCUGGUCUGAGAUCUUCGGAACGCUCUAAUGAAGCACGAACGGCAGCGAAACAAGCGAUCCUCGUGGCUGCCGCGAGCUGUCGCUUAUGCCUUUGUACAGAUCUAUGGUGAGAUGGACGUGCUGCUAUGAUGGCUACUCAUAACCACAGUCCAUCUCCAGCUUUUUCUAUCUCGAAAAUCAUCUCCUUCUACUUGGCGCCGCUGUCCGUUUACGUCCUUUCUCAGCUCUCCCACGAGCUCAAGAAAGCCUUAAUUAUAUUACGAGUUUACUCAAACUUCCGGUAGUGACCUACCUUAUCUUGGAUAUACCGACUUCCCACUGCAAAUCCUCAGACUAUCAGCCGACCGACCAGACCAGACCACCUGUUCUUUGUCAAGCGCAGAACCUAAUCUUAUCGAAAGGUACCGUUACUUCCUGGAGUACCGGCUUGCAGCAAGGCAUCGCCGAUUUUUGCGGGGUAAAUAGUGGAAGUACAGUUCGCUCACUUGUCCGCUUCCAGCACUGACAAGCUUUCCUUUAAGGGGAACCUCGGCAGCGCUCUCCCCGCGACGCUAACUCAUCUCUCCGCCUCUCAAAUGAUUCGGGGGUCUCUAUCUCGCCUCACAGGCUUCUACUAAACUCCACAAGUUCUCCUCUCUCCCUCUUAUUCGAGUUCGAUCUCAAUAUCCCGUCUUGGCAACUCUAAUUCACACUUUCCCCUCUUAUUACCUUACCCCCCUCUGCCCCUUUUCUCACUUAGACUUAAAUUUACUUCCCACCUGCUCUUUGCAGCUGCGCUACGAGGGUCAGCUUUCCCUUUUUCCCCACAACACCACGCAGAAAAAGCAAGUUAAGGCAUCCACUCCACGCCAGAUUCGAACGAGCGAGCGAGCGAGCAAGCAAGCAAGCGAGGGAGUGAGUGAAUGGGAAGCAAGCAUUCGUUCGAGUGGAGAUUGGGGUGGGGCGCGUGCGAUUUGCAACAAAAACGCUGCGCUGUCUGGUGUUUGGCUUAUCUUCAGGUGGGUGUGGAUUCUAAUAAUAAGGGGUGUAACCUCUCUUGUUAUGGGUGUAGGGUGUGGGUGUGGGUGUGAGCGAAAUGGGUUUGGUGAGGCUGUGAAGAGGCAGGUGUGGGGUUGUGGUUGUGGGCUGAGGACUUCUUUACCGGUAAGUACCUAUGUUCCAUUCACAAGAGAGAUGCCGCCGUGGAGACGGGAUGCGGGUGCGGAUGCGGAUGCGAUGCGAUGCGGAUGCGAUGCGAUGCGGUGCGGUGCUGUGUUGUGUCAGCAGAUUGGCUGGAGAAUACUUAUACUGUGUUCUGGGGAUGAAAAGGUAAUUUUCCGGAGGGUAGGUGGGACUUUGUAAGUGUUUUGGUUGUUUCCUUAUCGGCACUUGGAUAUCUGAGGCUCUUCUGAUUCAGGGGAAGCUCGAAUGAGUAAGGUAGGUAGGUAGUAGGUAUUCGCCCCCUCACAUUUCUCUGGCCAUCAUCCACUUCUUCCCUUCUCGUCAUCCAAAGUCAAUCACCGAAUUUUUUGGUCAAUUAUCGCAAUAGUCCUUCAGGACUUGGUCGGUGAGAUAAGAGAGAAAUGGACUAGGAAACUGUCUACAGCCUUGUUUUUGAAAUGGUGGCGGCGCGGUUCAACUCUAUCUAUCCUUGUUCUCCAAUCCUUGAUUGCUCUCCUCCCCAUCCCAUACAUCCGGGGCGGUGUUUUGUCACAUAUCACCUGCCUUCUUCAUGACAUUUCUCUUUGUGUAUCUAUCGUCGCAGAGGAGUCUUUCUUGGACGUCAUGUUGUUGUGUUGCUCACAGUCUGAGUCACUCCGGGAGAUAUCGCUCUCCUUCCUUCCACAUGCUCCCAGCGGUGCGGCACGCGAAUGAGCAGUCUGCUCUAGAUUCGUGGCCGGCUUAUUGUCGUGUAUCAUGACCUUAAUCCAACUACAAUCAAGCUAUCUCUUCACCUGGGUCUAUAUUCAAAGCUUGCUUGCGGUCCUUUUGAUAUUGAUGUGGCGGUGGCUGAAUCUGCAAGGCCGGUAAGAUUGGGGAGUUGCAGCCUUCCUACUGGUCAGCACCAAAAUGUGUAUCGCUUCCUUCCAGGAAAUACAUCAGCCAUCACCUCUUUGGGGCAGCCUUUCUAGAUUAUACCAGGCUGCAACCCCUCAAGAGUCUUGACUGCAUGUUUGUUUUCCUUGGGAUGUGCUAUCAAAAUACUCCUUCCACCCAAUUUCCUCCAAUUGCGAAGUCCCAUGAUGCAUCGUGGUCUCGAACGAGUCACAGCAAUCCGGGUGCUCAGCCUUGCGACUGUGGCAUUCGAAUACUUAUAUCGUAGUGUAUGCAACUAAUUUUCCAGUAUUAUCAUUCACAAUGGCAUCCAACAACCCUUUGAGAAAUUAUGUCUUCAACAAUUACGACGAAUGACCUACUCGAUCCUUUGGUGCAGGAAGUGACCCUUUCGCCAGGAUCGUCACCACUGUUCACACCACAAGGACCAGCAAGUGUGACAGACCAAAGGCCUCGAUUAGUUUCUGUUCAGAGCACGAAAUCGGUUGCAUUCGAUCCGUCCGCUCAGCAAGAUACCAGCCACCGAAAUAACACGCCUGAGCAACUGGCGACACCACCCAGAUCAUCUGGGGAUAAAAGAAAAAGCAUUUACUGGCGCUCACCAGCCAGCAUGGUAGCAUGUUUUUUUCUUGGCGUUUUUGUAGCUCUAGGCCAUCAUUUGUACUACACUUCGCUGAAAGGGGACCUUGUGGGAGAUGAGGACGAGCAACAGAGAAAGUUAAGAUAUGGUACGACGUUCGCCUUUGUCACACAAGUCAGCCUUGUUGGUUCUGUCGGAUUCGCGUAUUCGCAGUGGCUGUGGAAGACUCUGAGGGCAACCACAGUUUCGGUGCAAUGCCUGGACUCGGCAUUUUCUGCCGAUACACAAUUGAUAUCCAUGUUUAAUCCGGAGAUGUGGUGGAAGAUUAAACUUGGUUCGGUCCUUGCUCUACUUGCAUGGUGCCUCCAACUGCCGUCACUAAUCACGCCAGCAACUCUUGGUGUAGUACCUGGUACGCAAGCGGUAAACACAUCUGCAGAGGUACCGCGUCUUCUCAUUUCGACCAACGAUACUGGUCAAUAUUCCCGGUUUGAAUAUUCGGCUCCUCUUCUCCCAGAUACCGUUGAAGGGCUCAACGAUACGAAUAACUUCUUUGUCGGUCCACGAACCAUCAUUUCUCGGCUAUCAUCAGCUACAGCGACGACAGGUCAGAUUCAGUCCAUCUACCCGCCAUUCACCAAUUCUUCGUAUUCUCUUCAGUUCUUUGGUCCAACUGUUAAGUGCGAGGAAGCAAAUAGCACACAAGCGGGCAUUAUCGAUCGUCUUCUGAAGCUGAAGAUGUCGCAUUCGAGGGAUAACUUCUCGGAACAGACCUCAGCAUACUUUGGAUUUGUCCCAAACGAGUAUAUUAUCAAUGGUGGCGAGGUCACAGAUAUUGCAACGGUGAACGAAAUAUCUGAUAUCAGGAUGCAACGACCUGCGAACACUUCAUCGAACCAGCUGUGGACAACCUACCAAAGGUACGUCUGGGAUUCGAUCGGAAAUCGAAGCACUGUUGUCCAUCAUACAGUGUGUCGUCUGUUCAACGCCUCCUAUGAUGUCAAUUUCGACUUCCAAGCUGGCAACCAGAUUAUCCAGAAAAAUACAGAACUUGGCAUUUUAAAUGAGAUCAAGUACCCUGCGGAUGACCCUCAGACGCCAACCAACUAUGCAGCUCAUUCUUACACGGCCUUCAUGUGGGUUGUGACUGAUCAGCUUGUUGGCUCUAUGGGUUUCUGGAUUGAUAAUACAACCAAUCGGAAAUUCAGCUCCAUUUCUACUCCUAUUGAACAUAACAGUCUUCUCGGCAGCGUGGAUCUCGAUCCAUUCUUUGAUUACAACGAUGCUCUCUAUCGUCAAAAUUCGACGACCGCCAACAAGACCAUGAGCGAUCAAAGAAGGGAGGACAAGGACUUGGCGAAAAACAAGACGCUGAAUGCGCUGAUCGAAGAAUUAUCUUUCAAUGUUACCAUCAGCUUUAUGAGUAGUAACCUUCUGUCGCCUAAGGUCAACACAACAGUCCUUCGCACUACAACACUUAAUGUCUACACCUACAAAUCCACAAGUCUUUUCCUCGCUUACGGCCUCGCAAUCCUCACCUCCCUCCUCGCCAACAUCCUCGGAAUAAUAGCCUACAUCUCCAACGGAUCAGCCCACGAUAGGAACUUCUCGGCUAUUCUCGGUGCAACCAGGGAGCGUGAGCUGAGCCAUUUAUUUGAUGAGAAGAAUCAUGGGAUCUUACCGGUACCAAAACCGACGAAGAUGACUUUGUUGAAAUUUAGAGAUAUGGAUGAUGGGGGCUGGAGCUUUAGGAAGGAGGAAAAGAAAAUUGAUCCCAAGGACUGGAAGGCAUUGAUGGAUAGGAGGACGAGUGUGGUGAAGAAGUCUUGGAAUUGGAGCGAGGCUUUCGGCUUGUGGAAGACAAAGACAAUGGGUGAGAAGAGGGGCUGACGAUGAUUAACGGAGAGCUCAGCUCGAGAGGUAACAUGAGAAGAGGAGGGGAGAGUAGGUCUAGGAGCUCUGAACGCAGGCGAUGGAGCGAUGCGAGGCAGUUAAAUGCAGAAAAAGCAGUAUUUAAAUCGCGUCACUGGGAGCCAAGACUUACGUGAAGGUAUGUCUGGCGAGAUUUGCAAGGAGGGGUAUUAAUUCUAACAAUAACCAGAACCCAACAACAGCCAGGAUAAAUGACAGUGCUAUUGCAAGCAGCAGCACUGUUAGUAACAAAGUAGGAAUAUAAACAGCUAAACUUGCUUCCAACCCUCCCACAGUCCCAUACACUUGUCAUAUGAUCAAAAAUCAGUACUCAGACUCAACUCCUUCCAUUCCUCCAACCCUUUUUUCUCAGCUUCCAGGAUUCCUUCAACAGUGGCCACAUAGUCACUCCCCAUUCCCAACCUCCACGGCAACGUCUUCCCCUCACACCGCCCCGAAUGCGUCAAAGCCUCCACAAUCAACUGACUCCCCUUCACCGGGUCCCCAGGCUGAUUAUGGUUAUAAUCCUCGAACGCCCUCCUCAACGGCUCCAUCACCGGCUUAAGAUCAUCAAUCACCCUCGCCGCCACGACCUUAUUCCCCGCCGCCAGCAAAUCCGUCCUAAAAUACCCCGGCUCAAUCAAGGUCACCUCAAUCCCCAAAUGCUCCACCUCCCGCUUCAACGCAUCAAAGAUCCCCGCCAACGCCCACUUCGUAGAGCAAUACACUCCACACCCUACACUCCCAUGCCAACCGCCUACACUUCCCAGCCCAGCGAUCACACCAGAUCUCGCUUCCCGCAUGUACGGCAAGACAGCUCUCGUCACAGCCAGAGUGCCGAAUACAUUCACGGCGAAACUCGCCUUGGCUUCAGCGUCGGAGGUCUCUUCUAUGGCGCCUUCGAGCACGGCGCCGGCGUUGUUGACGAGGAUGUCGAUGCGGUGGUGUUUGGCGAUGGCGGUUGAGAUGAUGGAGGUGAUGACUGGCUCUGGGGAUGUCACGUCUAGUGCGAGGGUGGUGGCGCCGAGGGUGGAGAGGUGUGUUAGUUUGGAGGGGUUGCGGGCGGUGGCUAUUACGGUGUCGCCGCGGGCGAGGGCGAGGGUUGCGAUGGUGGAGCCGAAGCCGGAGGAGCAGCCGGUUAUGAACCAGACUUUGGGAGAUGGGUUUGAGGUGGUGGUUUGGGCUGUGGUAGACAUUGUGUGUAUGGUAUUAGCGAGGUAUCAGCUUGAGGAUCUAGAUAGGCGUUGUAUGUAUUGUAGUUUGGUAUUGAUAUUGAACUGCUCCCUUCAACUUCGACUCGUUUGUUGAUAAAGAAAAAAAAUCUUCAUUCCAGGUGUUCUACUCCUACCUUAUAUUCCUCCUUCCACUCACUUAAUUUCGCUCAUUCCCCUUUCCAUUCUCAACUCCAUCGGACUUCUUUCCUCAUUGUGUAGCACAAGUUCUGGUGAUAAGUCGAACCUCGUCGUUAGCACCUUUCUCCUAUCGGCGAUAAGUCCCAUCCGCCGCCGUCCCCCAAAGGCAUCGGCGAUACAGUAUCAAGCGUUAGCCGAAUGCGCCAAGGCAAGGAAAGAAUGCAGCCCGUCAGCAUGUCAGCAAGGAAGACCAAUGGGCCUUUUGGGACGUGGUGUGAUUGUGAGGGACGAGAGUUAGUGUAAUCGCUGUACAGGAGCGCUCAUUUUGUUUCAGCCCUGGAAUUGGAGUUUGGGGUUGGGAGUUGGAGAGGAGAUAGGUUGUGAAU
Molecule: messenger RNA, 10348 nt
Organism: Cadophora gregata
Lineage: Eukaryota; Fungi; Ascomycota; Leotiomycetes; Helotiales; Ploettnerulaceae
Exons: 6
Coding region: 6451-8589 (712 amino acids)
Source: RefSeq, a predicted model, not a curated record